ACCCCUGCCUGUGCUUAUGGGGAAAGAGGGUGGUGUUCAGCACACAUCAGGUCAAAGAUCUGGCCAGCUCAGACACAGGGUAAAUAAACAUGGCUGUGCUUUGCCGUAAUUGGCAGAAAGAGCAGGAAGCAUGUGUUCCCUCAUCUGCUGUUUGGGAGCAAUGUCCAGGUUGAAACAACAGCAUUAACUCCCAAAUACCAAAAUGGCUCUCGGGGCACAAAGGACACGUGGCAAGAUUCUGAGUUUUGGCAGAGUUGCUGGAUCAAUGCUUAAUUUGCUGUGCAAGAGCCACGUAGCUCCUCAAAGAGCUCGAGCCAGAGAUAGAACAGAUCGUCUGCUUGUUAUGCAGGUAGAGGUUUGUCCCUGUGACUUUGCCUGCCUCACCGUGUUUUACAAACCUGUUUGCUUCUGGAAGUAGUAGCAGCCUGCAGCCGGCUGGUCUUUGUGGGUGCCUCAGGUACACCAUGGAGGGAGUGUGGGCUCACCAAAGCCCUUCAGGGCACACUGAGUGGGUCCAGAGCUCCUGCUGGUCCUAUCUGCAUCCUGGUUAUCUCCUGUACUGCUCAGGCACAUCCAGUGCAUAGCCUUCACAUUAGACAGAUGCCUGCAAGGGCACUGACACCUGGGAAUUACUCUGCCUGCUUUAAUACUGCUUCAUGCUGUCAGGGCAAGGUAAUGGCUCUUGCUCUGUUUUUUAUAGUGUGAGACUCCCAAUCAGAUUCUGAAGCUGGGAAGAGAUGCUUACCCUGGCUCCGUUCCAGCUGCUUAGCUCUUGUCUCCACUAGCCUGGAAACAUGUUUUAAUGGUGUUUUGCUGUAGUCCCAGGCGCAGCAGAUGCAGAAUGGAUUUGGUGAGCUGCUGCAGACAUGAACAAGUUUAAAAACAUGGUCUUAUCAGUUGAUCUGGAGGUGCCAGCAUAAGCUUGCCUGGUGGGAGUGGUGAGGACUUCUGUUCUCAUUCCAAUGGUCUGCUGGAAGGGGCAGGUUUUCCCAGACAGCUGGGAUUGUAAACAAUAUGAUGAACAACCGGAGCAAAGUAGUUUUCUGCUAAUGGCAAAAAAUCGGUGCUUUUUUUUUGUUUGUUUGUUUGUUUGGUUUUGUUGGUUGUUUUAUUGGGAUUUUUUUUCACCCUUGUUGAUUCCAAUAUCUAAUAACAAAUGGAGUGAGACCUUUCUGGUCUUUAAGGAAUGAAUGAUCUGAUGCAAAGCCAACCAGACUACCUGCUCUGUCUUCCUCAGAGUACAUAUCCAUACUGGAAUUGGAUGAUGCUUUAAUAAUACAGGAAUUGCUUGCUCUGGUCAAUCAGAACACCUUUUGUCUUGUCCAUUUCCAGCUGCAGGCUGAAAGGGCUGCAGGAGUAGGACUAUGUCCACCAUGGUAUACCCAAGGGAGGAGAAACUGGACAAGCUGAGCCAAGAGGAGAUAAUUUCCAACACCAAGCUGGUAAUGCAAGGGCUGGAAGCACUCAAGAAUGAACACAACUCCAUCCUGCACAGUUUGCUGGAGACCAUCAAGUGCCUGAAGAAGGAUGAAGAAGCCAAUCUUGUGCAUGAGAAAUCCAACCUGCUCCGCAAGUCGGUGGAGAUGAUAGAACUGGGGCUUGGAGAAGCUCAGGUGAUGAUGGCAUUGUCCAACCAUCUGAACGCCGUGGAGUCAGAGAAGCAGAAGCUGCGUGCUCAGGUGCGAAGACUGUGCCAGGAGAACCAGUGGCUGCGUGAUGAGCUUGCCAACACCCAGCAGAAGCUGCAGCGUAGUGAACAGACCGUGGCUCAGCUGGAGGAGGAGAAGAAACACCUUGAGUUCAUGAACCAGUUGAAGAAGUAUGAUGAGGAUGUCUCUCCUUCGGAGGAGAAGGAGGGUGAUUCCACCAAGGAUUCUCUGGACGACCUGUUCCCAAAUGAGGAGGAGGAACAUGGUCCUGGAUUGCCCCACCAGCACAGCAGUGCCGUGGCAGCUGCCCAGCAGGGAGGUUAUGAGAUUCCUGCACGCUUGCGCACCCUCCACAACCUUGUCAUCCAAUACGCCUCCCAGGGACGCUAUGAGGUAGCUGUGCCGCUCUGCAAGCAGGCACUGGAGGACCUGGAGAAGACAUCAGGCCAUGAUCACCCUGAUGUGGCUACCAUGCUCAACAUUCUAGCACUAGUGUACAGAGAUCAGAACAAAUACAAAGAAGCAGCACACCUCUUGAAUGAUGCUCUUUCCAUCCGUGAAAAGACUCUAGGCAAAGACCACCCAGCGGUGGCAGCAACUUUGAACAAUUUGGCUGUUCUCUAUGGCAAGAGAGGAAAGUACAAAGAAGCAGAGCCACUGUGUAAGCGAGCCCUGGAGAUCCGUGAGAAGGUUCUAGGCAAAGACCAUCCUGAUGUGGCGAAGCAGCUGAACAACCUAGCCCUAUUGUGCCAGAACCAGGGCAAGUAUGAUGAGGUGGAGUAUUAUUACUGUCGGGCUCUGGAGAUCUACGAGAGCUGCCUGGGUCCUGAUGACCCCAAUGUGGCCAAGACCAAGAACAACCUGGCUUCCUGUUACCUGAAGCAAGGCAAAUACAAAGAUGCAGAGGUGCUGUAUAAGGAAAUCCUUACCCGUGCUCACGUGAAGGAGUUUGGCUCUGUAGAUGAUGAGCACAAGCCAAUCUGGAUGCAUGCAGAGGAGAGAGAGGAGAUGAGCAAGAGCAAGCACAGAGACAGCACUCCCUAUGCUGAGUACGGUGGCUGGUACAAGGCCUGUAAAGUUAGCAGCCCAACGGUGAACACCACUCUGCGGAACCUGGGUGCGCUGUACCGGCGCCAGGGCAAGCUGGAGGCAGCCGAGACCUUGGAGGAGUGUGCAGUUCGCUCACGACGACAGGGCAUUGACCCAAUCAACCAGACGAAGGUGGUGGAGAUCCUGAAGGAGGGGGAUGGCACAGAAAGACAUCGGAGCCUGGGGAGCAGCGUCAAGUACGAGAAUGCCACAGACGGUAGCGAGGAAGUGAGUAUGGGCGUGGAAUGGAGCGGGGAUGGCAGUGGCACUCUCCAGCGCAGCAGCUCCCUGGGAAAAAUCCGAGAUGUGAUACGGAGGAGCAGUGAGAUGUUGGUCAAGAAACUGCAGGGCAAUGGUCCCCUGGAGCCCAGGAACACCAGCAUGAAACGAGCUGCGUCCUUAAAUUACCUGCACAAGUCUAGUGAUGCUUCAUUUGAGGGCACCCAAGGCCUCCGUGCGGAGAGCAGAGGCCUGAGCGCCAGCAGUAUGGACCUCUCCUCCCACAGCUCCCUGCUGUCCUCCAACUGAGCUGGCUGCUCUGCUGCUGGGCACCCUGGCUUCACACUGCACGGGGCAGCACCCGGCACCUCCCCACCACCACCUACUGUGUUCUCCCCAUUACCAGGUCUCGUGUCACCGUCUGCCUGCCCAGCCCGGCCUCCCCCGGGGGUCCCUAGCUAGUUCGGGCACCGCAGCCCGCCCGCAUGCUCCUCUGCUGCUCACUGGGGCCUUCAGCUCUGGUGGCCGCAUGCUCGGUACCGGCCACACACGCUCGCCAGGUAGAAUCGCCAGCCCGGGGACGGGGACUGUCCUCGGGCCAGGACAGCGGCGGGAGUGCCCCAUGCCCCCGGUCCCCCGCCGGAUGAUCGCUGUACUUUAUUUUAUUAAAUAAAACCGACCCUAGAAGC
Molecule: messenger RNA, 3646 nt
Organism: Sturnus vulgaris (Common starling)
Lineage: Eukaryota; Metazoa; Chordata; Aves; Passeriformes; Sturnidae
Source: RefSeq, a predicted model, not a curated record